Messenger RNA from Aspergillus calidoustus, 1092 nucleotides. Lineage: Eukaryota; Fungi; Ascomycota; Eurotiomycetes; Eurotiales; Aspergillaceae. The record is from the annotation of a GenBank genome assembly.
AUGGCAGGAGACAAGGACCUGCAUGAGCUACGCCCUGCGUUCAUCGUGCAGCCUCUUCACAAUAGUAUCCCUCCUGAGCUGCUGCCUCGCUUUGACCCCGUCUACGUAGAGUACUAUAACAAGUACAAUGCAGGGCGCCUCCAUACCCAUGAGGUGCCGAUAGACGCCUUUCGCAAAGAUCCGGCAAAGUACCUGACCGUCUAUGGCCGUGCUGCAGGCCCGGAUAUUUUCCGCAUCACUGAGCAAAGGUGCCCGGUUAAAGACGGAGAGAUCAAAGUCCGUAUCUUUGAGCCCGCGCCUAUCCUUGAUGAACAAGGUCAGCCAAAGAAAAGAGCUGUCUACAUUAAUUUCCACGGCGGAGGCUGGGUUUUCGGAAAUCUUGCCACAGACCAUGACUUGUGCAAACGACUGGUGGAGGGCCUCGAUGGUCAUCUGGUAGCGUUUGAUGUGGACUAUCGGCUGGCACCAGAGCACAAGUUUCCUACCCCAGUGGACGAUUGCUGGGCGGCCUUCAACUGGGUCCGGUCCCUAGCAAACGAUUUCAACCUUGACCUAGAUAGGAUAUCGGUUGGCGGUGCAUCGGCUGGAGGCCAUCUUGCGGCGGUGAUAGCACACUACUGCCGAAACAAUGGCAUUCCUCUUGCGCUGCAGGUCCUCGUCGUGCCGGUCUGCGACUUACACAGCCCAUUCACGCCGGCAGGAGAGUUUGACCGAGAGAAGUGCCCGUACGAGUCAUAUCGAGAGAUGGAACAUACGGUGGCACUUCCGGUUGCGAGGAUGUCGUAUUUCCAUAAGCAUUUCCUGGGGGUGCCUCGACCUGCUCCAUCAAAGGAGGACUGGAAGAUAUCGCCGAUGUUGGCCACCGAUUUCUCGAAGCUGGCGCCGGCCUUGGUCUUCAAUGCCGAAAUGGAUCCUCUCCGAGACGAAGCCGAAGUAUAUGCAGACAAGUUGAAAGCAGCCGGCGGACGAGUGGAACUUGUCCGGGUUGCAGGCGCUCCGCACACCUUCUGCGGCCUGGAUGAGAUCUUGGAAUCGGGUAAGAUGUUCAACGCAAAGGUAAUUGAGACAAUGCGAAAGGAGUUUAUCGCGUAG